Elgaria multicarinata webbii is the source of this 2340-nucleotide messenger RNA. RefSeq names its product NIMA related kinase 8 (gene NEK8). Gene Ontology annotation, molecular function: ATP binding; protein kinase activity. Gene Ontology annotation, biological process: protein phosphorylation; animal organ morphogenesis. Gene Ontology annotation, cellular component: cilium. The coding region runs from base 40 to 2136 and encodes 698 amino acids. The record is from RefSeq and is a predicted model, not a curated record. The transcript is spliced from 15 exons. NCBI's taxonomy places the organism in Eukaryota, Metazoa, Chordata, Lepidosauria, Squamata, Anguidae.
AGACGACGGCCGUGGCCUAGUGGGGAAAGAAGAAGCCUGAUGGAGAAAUACGAGCGGAUCCGGGUGGUCGGGAGGGGGGCGUUCGGCAUCGUCCACCUCUGCCUGCGCAAAAUGGACCAGAAGCUGGUGAUCCUCAAACAGAUCCCCGUGGAGCAGAUGAGCAAAGACGAGCGGCUGGCGGCCCAGAACGAAUGCCAAGUGCUGAAGCUGCUCCACCACCCCCACGUCAUCGAGUACUACGAGAACUUCCUGGAGGACAAGGCCUUGAUGAUCGCCAUGGAGUACGCGCCAGGCGGUACGUUGGCCGAGUUCAUCCACAAGCGCGGCAACUCUCUGCUGGACGAGGAGACCAUCCUGCACGUCUUUGCGCAGAUCCUGCUGGCCCUCCACCACGUCCACGCCAAGCAGAUCCUCCACCGGGACCUCAAAACCCAAAACAUCCUCUUGGACAAGCAGCACGUCAGCGUCAAGAUUGGAGAUUUCGGCAUCUCCAAGAUCCUCAGCAGCAAGAGCAAGGCCUACACGGUGGUGGGCACGCCGUGCUAUAUCUCUCCGGAGCUGUGCGAGGGCAAGCCCUACAACCAGAAGAGCGACAUCUGGGCCCUGGGUUGUGUGCUGUACGAGCUCGCCAGCCUGAAGAGAGCUUUCGAAGCUGCGAACCUGCCCGCCUUGGUGCUGAAGAUCAUGAGCGGGACCUUCGCUCCCAUCUCAGACCGCUACAGCCCCGAGCUGCGCCAGCUCAUCCUCAACCUCCUCAACCUGGACCCCUCCAAGCGGCCCCAGCUGAACGAGAUCAUGGCCGAAGCUCUCUGCGCCCGGCCCCUGCUCAACCUCUACACAGACGUGGGCAGCGUCAGGAUGCGUAGGCCUGAGAAGCCGCUCGCUACUGUGACGCCGGUGACCCACGGCAGGGCCAGAGGGGGAGCCAUCGGUUCGAGAGCCAGGGGCUCCCGAGCGGGCUCCGCUCGCCCUGGUAUUCCGCCCGCCCCGUCGUCCAUCUACACCUGGGGGGGCGGGAUCACUCUCCCUCUCCGUCUGCCCAUGCUGAACACGGAGGUGGUGCAGGUGUCCACGGGCAGGACGCAGAAGGCAGGCGUGACCAGGUCGGGGCGGCUGAUCAUGUGGGAGCCGCCCCCACUCGGCACAGCUGGGGGUCCCUCGCUCCCGGGGUCCACCGAGCAGCUGCGCCCCCAGUUUGUCUGCCGUUUCUUGGAGGGCCAGUCCGGGGUGACCAUCAAACACGUUGCCUGUGGGGACCUUUUCACUGCAUGCUUGACAGACCGAGGGAUUGUUCUGACCUUUGGCAGCGGCAGCAGUGGCUGCUUAGGGCACGAGGCAUUUGCAGAUGUGAGCCAGCCAAAGAUUGUGGAAGCCCUGCUGGGCUACGAGAUCACCCAGGUGGCCUGUGGCGCUUCGCACGUCCUGGCAGUCUCCAACGAAGGGGAAGUCUUUGCCUGGGGCAGAGGGGAUAACGGGCGCCUGGGGCUGGGGACGCAGGAGUCGCACAAUGCCCCCCAGCAGGUGCCCGUCCCCCCCGACCACGAGGCCCAGAAGGUCCUUUGCGGCAUUGAUGCUUCCAUGAUCCUGACGGCAAAGAACCAGAUCCUUGCCUGUGGGAGCAACAGGUAUAACAAGCUGGGCCUGGACAGGGUCUCGGCCCAGGGGGAGGCCUUCGACGCAGACCAGGUGGAGGAAGCACUCGUUUUCAGCCCUGCCCGCUCGCCCCCUUUAAGUGAAGAGGCUAUCGUGUGGGCUGACAUCGGAACGGCCCAUUCAGCGGUCAUCACAGCCUCGGGCCGAUGCUACGCCCUUGGCAGCAACCAACACGGCCAGCUGGGACCCAUCUCCUGCCGCGCCAGCCGCGCCCCCUACCUGGUCGAGGGGCUCCAGGCCAUCAAAGUCACCAUGGUGGGCUGUGGCGACGCCUUCACCGUCGUGGUGGGCGCAGAUGGCGAGGUGUACACCUGGGGGAAGAGUGCCAGGGGGCGACUCGGGCGGAAGGAUGAGGAGACGCGGAGCCCACGGCCCGUGCUGCUGGACGAGGGCCACCCCAGCCUGGUGGCCUCGGUCUCCUGCUGCCACGGAAGCACCCUGCUAACGGUGAAACCUUCAGCGGAGGAACCCAGCCCGCAGUGAGGGGAUUGGGGCCCAGAAUGGGACACGCAGACCAGAGGGCCGCCACGACCUCUCCAUCGGAGGAAUCCAGCCCUUUCAAACCUUCCGCACGGAGCACCUGAGACUGCAGGACCAAAUCCCGGCCAAGCGUUGGGCGGGGGCCCUUCGCCCACUGCCCCAGGCCUCCUAGGAGGAUCGGUUUUCCAGCCAUGCCCACCUGAAGUG